This is a messenger RNA of Somion occarium, 3427 nucleotides long. NCBI's taxonomy places the organism in Eukaryota, Fungi, Basidiomycota, Agaricomycetes, Polyporales, Cerrenaceae. The record is from the annotation of a GenBank genome assembly.
CCCACGGGCAGGAGAUUACAAUACCGCAGCAAGGAAGGUAAUCGGGAACAGAUAUAGCCGCAUUUUACAAUACCCACUUCAGGCAGCUGUCUUUCUUUCUCCUACCUCCAUGCCAGCAGAUCAUUCCAAGUCCAAUCCCGCCACCCGCAACAGAAGGCCCGUUCGCAAAGAUGUCGAGGAGGACAAGCUAGACACCUCCCAUGUCCGUGAAAUUGAAUUGAAGCGAAGCAGGGGUGAAAUCUCGUGCGCAGAGUGCCGUAGACUCAAGAUUCGUUGCGACAAGACAAUUCCAUGCCAGUCAUGCCAGCGUCGGGGAUGUGCAGCGUUAUGUCCAAAUGUCUUGCCACGGGCCAAGGAACACGGUACUGCAUCUGUGUCGAUCAUGUUGAAAUUGGAAUCUCAUGUGUCGUACAGGUUUGUAUUGGCUGCAACAGAGCAUCUACACAAACGAAUAGCAAAGAUGGGCGAACGCAUACGACAGCUUGAAGAUGCCUUGGCGAUACUACAAGCGAAAUGCUCCAAUGAGCCACAUCCACUUCUUCGAGACGAUGCGCUGGUAAACACUAGCGCGGAGAAAGAAAGUGAUGGACCAGUCUCUAACCAAACUCCUGUUAAGCCGGCGGACGUGAUCGAAGCUUUUGGCACGUUGUCGGUGUAUGACCAUGGCGUGUCUCGCUUCUUUGGCCCAACCGGCGGAACAGAGUAUCUGUUAUAUACAGAGAGUGAUUCACCUGUCGUGUCCCCGAAUAACAGUAUUGGCAGCAAAACUCCAGAGUCUUUUCGUGACUCUAUGAGUCCUCCAGUAAAUCCAGACUUGUCGCGAUUUUCCGCCGCGUUCCCGUUCACACCAAUGGGUCCUGUCAACGCUGUUAUGGAAUUGAUUGAGAGCCAUCUACCAAGCUGGGAGAGGGCAUGUCAUUUGUGCGAGUCGUAUCUCCAAAAUGCCGCAUGGUUGUUUCGCGGAGUGUCUCAGCAACAGCUGCAACUCGAGAUGUUACCUUCGAUCUAUCAUCGACCUAUACCCGAGGAAGCCGCCCAGGUUGAUUACAGCGGGCCGCACGAUUUCGCUCUUCUAUAUCUUAUCUUCGCGCUUGGCGCCGUAAUGGACCUCAAACAAGAUCCGUAUAAUUCGGAGGGCGAACAUUAUCACCAGCUUGCCCGAGCCGCUUUGGUCCUGCAGCCGAUAUUGGAAAAGCCUUCCGUCGUGACUAUACAGGCUUUGCAUUUACUGAGCGUGUAUAAUGGUAUGUCGGGUAAUGAGCUUGGUGGCGGUGAGACGAGUCUGGAGACUACUUGGUCGCUGGUUGCGUUUGCUGCCCAGCUUUCUCAUAGUAUUGGUCUACAUCGAGACAGCGCGCGCUGGGGGUUACCCGAAGCUCUUGUAAAUAGGCGUCGCCUGUUGUUCUGGAACCUCUUCGUCGCGGACUCGUGGCAGAGUCUAACGACAGGCCGACCUCCAGCCUUUUCACGAGACUAUAUUGACUGCAAGUUCCCAGCGUCGGAAGACGACCCUUCCAAGGAGACCGAUCCUGAACAUGAUUUUGGGACCUGGGGAUUCCGUUUCGCUUUCCAAUGUGUCGCUGAAGUCGCAGCUCGCACACUAACAGCAGAAGCACCCUCAUACGCAACCAUCAUGGAGCUCGAUCGCAAAGUUCGAGAGUUCCCUAUCCCUGCAGACGCUUCUGCGUUCUUGGAAGAUAUCAAAACACCUGCGGACCCCGAUGAAGAGAUUCCUUUGUCGGUGUCUAUGACGCGUUUCGUGCUCUCGCAUUCGCGAGAAGUGAUUCUGCUUUCGAUUCAUAGGGCAUUCUUCGCACAGGCAAUCCUCGAUUGUCCCGAGAACCCACUGAGAAGUCAAUACGCUCCUUCGUUUCUGGCAUCCUAUCGAGCUGCAACAACUAUCCUAAAAGCCAUCAACGACCAAUUCAAUAUCCUACCAACGCUAUGCGCGCGGUUCUGGGUCAUCUGGACCUAUGCAUUCUCUUCCGCAGUCGUCUUCGGCACCGUUGUAACAAGGGGUCCGCGCUCACCAUUGGCGCAGCAAGCAAUCACGAAGCUUGACACCGCUUGUGAAUUAUUCACGAAGGCGGCAAAGCUCAGCCGACGCGCAGCUCGUGCCUUGCCUCUGAUAACGAAACUUCAGGAGAAAGCGCAUCACGCUUUUAACAACACCCAGUCAGAUAGGCCAGGUGACGGUGCGCUCUGGAGUAUACACCCCGAAGACGAAAACGCCGAUGAGUUAGAAAUCUUCGCUGGCAAGACAAGAUUGGUGGAGACAAAGCGACCUUCACCGGUGAUGAUGAUGCAGAACGCAUCUUCAGACUUCCCAGGACUUCACUUGGAUACCAGUGGUGUUUAUAAUUCAGAUUACGCUGCCCCUGUCAUCUCGCCACCUUCUGCCCCACAUAUCCCUCCUUUGCCUGGCCUCAACGCGGCCUCAGACGCAUCAUGGUAUUCCCAGGCGUACAACGUCCCUUAUCCUACGCAAUCAGCACCCUCGAAUCAACGGACAGACUAUUCUGUCAGUCCAACAUAUGACCAAAUCCCAUCUUCGGCAUCUUCUUACGGGGGACAACCAUGGCCGCCGCAGUCGCACACAUCUAGCCCACUUCACCAACAGAAUGCACACCUGCAACUUCCCCAGCUCCCUCAACUACCUCGCCAAGUCUCACAAACACAUUCUCAACAACAACCCUCACCCCCAUCAGCGCAACCUUCACAACGACAACCCCAGUACAGACUUUCUCCCCUACAUAUGCAAUACGGAGAACCUUCCACUUCCGCCCCUCAAUAUCGUCAAGCACCCUCACACCUCCAACCACACCAGAUCCCCUCACAACAUCAACAGCAACAGGCAUACAUUUCUGAUCGUCCUCAGGCUGGUCAAGAAAUGUAUCCCGCGGCUCCUGCAUUCCAAGGUGUCACAGAUGCGUAUGUUCCACCAGCUGAACUUGUGAACCUCGGACUUGCCUCCCGAGAUUCGCGGUUAGACGAACGGUGGACUUCCUUCAUGCAUGAUAGCGGAUAUCUAGACACGAAUAAUUUCCAGUCUUAAUUUAUCGUCUGUCUAUCUGUACACACGUUUGUUCAUCUUCACAAACAACCCCCGUCAUCGCGUUACCUCCUACAUCUGUAAUAUUUUGCUCUCUCUUGCUGUGCCUUGCCCAUCAUCGUCUUGAUCAAUCUGUACAAAGCCACCUUAGAUGUAACUAAACCCUUGUUUGUUCGCAUACUUGUUUUCUUGGUGGAACAAGGGGACAAUGUGUUGUAUAUCGUCUUUCUUGCACUAUUUUUCUUGUAAAGGUCUAUUUGUUAUUCAAUUCUCUUACCUUCGUCUUCUGCAUGUAAUAGAUCCUAUUGGCUUAUCUGUAAUGCAAGCGCUUCUCCAUACUUCUGCCCUCUGAAAGCCUGAUAUUGUACAUGUUCU